UACGGGGACGAACCAACUGAGAGGCCGGGGGAGGCGCCGCUCCCACGCGGCCUGGCCUGCGCUCCUCCCUGUGCCCGCAGCCCCAGGAGACCUAGUACACACACCUCCGACUGGCCGGAGAGGACCCUCUCGGUGGCUUUGAGGAACUCCGGGGCGUCAGGAACGGGAUGCCCCGCCCCCCCGGGCGCGAAUGGUCCGGCUCGCGUCCGCCCCGCUGCAGGCUGGUUGCUGUUUGCAUGAUGCGCACGCUGAGCACAAGUCGCUAGGGCCCUGCUGCCCCCGGGGAGUGGGUCCGCGCGCGGUACCCACCGGGUCCGGGGGAUUCCCGGCUGCAGGUUAACGGGGGUCUCGGAUGCACCGCGUGCCGCGGGUGCCCGUACGCCCCGCGUCCCCGCGCCCUUCCCGAGACAUCAAGACCUGGUGGGGACAGGCGCGUGGAGGGGGCGCUGAGAUUGUAUCCGACGCCUGAGAGCCAAGAUGCUUAGCUUUAUAGGUGUAACCUGCACAUGUGACUUCACCAUUUGAAGCCUCAGCUUUGUGAUUCUUGAAAUGGACGUAAUCGAAGCUACUUCACAGGGCUGUUGAGAGGAUUGAAUGAGGCAAUGCUUGUAAAGCUCUUUGCACUAGGGAGCCCUGGAGGCAGGGCCUGGGGGGCAGAGCAUACCAGCUCUCACCCAGGUCCACAGGCAGCAUGAAGACCCCUGUGGAGCUGGCCAUAAGUGGGAUGCAGACCCUCCACCCUCAGCGCCACUGCCGGGGAGGCUACCGGGUCAAGGCCAGGGCGUCAUAUGUGGAUGAGACUCUGUUUGCAAGCCCUGCAGGCACCCGGCCCCCCCCACCAGACUUUGACCCGCCCUGGGUGGAGAAGACUAACAGAACCAAAGGAGUGGGCACAGGGGCAUCUCAGGCCUUGGGGGCCAGAGGGAGCUGUGAGACCACCCCCUCAAGGGGCCGCACCCCAACCCUCACACCAAGGAAGAAGAACAAAUACAGACUGAUCAGCCACACUCCGUCUUUCUGUGAUGAGUCAUUGUUUGGCUCUCGACCUGAGGGCACCAGCUGGGAGGCCCCAGGGAUGGCAAAGGGCGAUGCUGCGAAACUCCGUGCCCUCUUCUGGACACCACCAGCUACUCCCAGGGGCAGCCACUCACCUUGCCCCAGGGAGACACCUCUGCGAGCUAUUCACCCAGCUGGUCCCUUGAAGACAGAGCCCAGGAUAGCGACAGACGCAAGGAAGCUGUCUGUGGGUGGGUUAGACCCUCCAUGUCCUCUGAGGCGGCGUUCCCAUUCCCUCACCCACCUGAAUGUCCCCAGCUCUGGUCAGCCAGCUACCAUUGUCCCCCACACAAAUGGACCUCAGGAUCCCAAGACAUUUGCAUCAGGGGUGACCUUCCAAAGCCCCCUGCUGACUCCUAGGGCUCACUCAGUCAGUGUUUCAGUACCAACUACCCCCCGACGGGGUGGGACCACCCAGAAACCAAAGCCUCCUUGGAAAUGAGGUUCUUUCAUCAGGUUUGCCCAUAGGGGUCAUGGCAAGGGGCAUGGCCCUGGUAGGAGCCCUCUGGGGAGACCAGCAUCUCCUGGGUAACCCCCAGGCAUUGGAGAAGCCCCCAUGAGGGCAGACAUAGCAAGAGUGGGCAGAAUCACCCCUUAUCCUGACAAUCCUGACAAUCUCUAGUUGCUCCCUGCCUUCUCCCGUGAUGUGGAUUUGGGGGCCAUCCCUUAAGAUGCCUUUCUCCGACCCUGUCUUAGCCACACUCCAAAUCAGUGCCAACCUGGGGCCCUCUACCUCCCAGCUGUCCAAAAGAUUGUCUUGCCACCAAGACUGAAUAGUGAUUGCCAACCUGAAGGGUUCCUCCCCCAACUUUUGAGCCAAGCUUCCUGCUCAGGAUUAGUUUCCAGUUGAGUCGAGAGGCCUCAGAAGAGUUUUCCCAGGCUGUGCAUGGCAGGGGAACACAAGGGCAUCUGGGUGGUGUGGGUGAACAUGUUUUCACUUUGAUAGUUAUGUAUGUAUUUUCAUGUAUGAAAUAUA
This is a messenger RNA of Cynocephalus volans (Philippine flying lemur), 2032 nucleotides long. It is a transcript of the gene RITA1, whose product is annotated as RBPJ interacting and tubulin associated 1. Gene Ontology annotation, biological process: nuclear export; Notch signaling pathway. The transcript is spliced from 4 exons. The record is from RefSeq and is a predicted model, not a curated record. NCBI's taxonomy places the organism in Eukaryota, Metazoa, Chordata, Mammalia, Dermoptera, Cynocephalidae. Gene Ontology annotation, molecular function: tubulin binding. The coding region runs from base 692 to 1498 and encodes 268 amino acids.